GCAACAUAUGCGAAUCGUUUUCAUGAGCUUUGCGCCAACGAGUAACUCAGGGACACGGUCCCGGGAAACUUCGACCCUGACUCCCUCAGAUUUGCUCGUGUCCCACAUCUCUGAUUCAUGCCUCCCUACACGGAGUGUGGCACACUCUUUCAUGGUCUUAUCGCUAACCGCCCGUGCAACAAUUGCACUCAGAUCAGUCUCAACACUUCACAAAUCGGGUGCGCGACGAUCCGGACAUGCCGUUUGUUCCGUAGAUAGCUUCGAUCGGUGUUAUUCGCCACCAUCACAACACGCUUAUCAGAGCAUUGCCACCGAUUCCCCUGCCUACAGCCAUCCCAGUGGGCUUGGGUUUGGGCACGCGGCAAGGGAUUGA
This is a messenger RNA of Mycena citricolor, 373 nucleotides long. Lineage: Eukaryota; Fungi; Basidiomycota; Agaricomycetes; Agaricales; Mycenaceae. The record is from the annotation of a GenBank genome assembly.